AUGUCGAGUAAUCGCAACUAUGAUUUCCUGAUUAAGCUGCUCCUGAUAGGCGACUCCGGCGUCGGCAAGUCGUGCUGUCUGCUGCGAUUCAGCGAGGACUCCUUCACCCCUUCAUUCAUCACCACUAUCGGUAUCGACUUCAAGAUCAGGACUAUCGAGCUCGAUGGAAAGCGCGUCAAGCUGCAGAUCUGGGAUACCGCCGGUCAGGAGCGUUUCCGCACCAUCACCACCGCCUAUUAUCGUGGUGCCAUGGGAAUCCUCCUUGUCUACGACGUCACCGACGAGCGCUCAUUCAACAACAUCCGAACUUGGUUCCAAAACGUCGAGCAACAUGCCACAGAGGGUGUCAACAAGAUUCUAAUUGGCAACAAGUGCGACUGGGAGGAGAAGCGAGUUGUUUCCACCGAGCAAGGCCAGGCUCUCGCCGAUGAGCUGGGCAUUCCCUUCCUCGAGGUCUCUGCCAAGAGCAACAUCAAUAUCGACAAGGCCUUCUACAGCCUAGCCGCAGACAUCAAGAAGCGACUUAUCGACAACUCCAAGAACGACCAACCCUCAGCGAGCGGUGUCAACGUCGGCGAUAAGAGCGAAGGCGGCGGCAGCAAGUGCUGCUAA
Messenger RNA from Fusarium mangiferae, 612 nucleotides. RefSeq names its product putative SEC4-like Rab/GTPase. The transcript is spliced from 3 exons. Gene Ontology annotation, molecular function: GTPase activity; GTP binding. Gene Ontology annotation, biological process: regulation of exocytosis; protein localization to plasma membrane; protein secretion. Gene Ontology annotation, cellular component: endosome; plasma membrane. NCBI's taxonomy places the organism in Eukaryota, Fungi, Ascomycota, Sordariomycetes, Hypocreales, Nectriaceae. Bases 1 to 612 code for a protein of 203 amino acids. The record is from RefSeq and is a predicted model, not a curated record.